AUGACCCGUUGUUCGUCCCCUCUCUCAGGCGAUGGCUCUGCCCUCAGAGACCAUGUGAUCAAACACGGAGCCGUCCUCCCUCUGCUCAGCCUGCUGGCCGUGCCCGACCUCUCCGUGCUCACUGUGGGCUACCUGAGGAACGUGACCUGGACCCUCUCUAACCUCUGCAGGAACAAGAACCCGUCCCCCCCCCUCGCAGCCAUCCAGCAGAUCCUGCCUGUGCUGGUGCGUCUGCUGCACCACGAGGACCGGGAGGUGCUGGCUGACGCCUGCUGGGCCGUGUCCUACCUGACGGACGGCUCCAACGACCGCAUCGAGGUCAUGGUGCAGACCGGGCUCAUCCCCCGCCUCGUCAAGCUGCUCGGGUUCGAGGAGCUGCCCGUCGUGACCCCCGCGCUGCGAGCCCUGGGGAACAUCGUGACGGGGACAGACGAGCAGACGCAGGCGGUGCUGGACUCCGGAGCCCUCGCCAUGUUCCCCGCUCUGCUGCGCCACAAGAAGGCCAACAUCCAGAAGGAGGCGGCCUGGACGCUGUCCAACGUGACGGCCGGCAGGGACUGCCAGAUCCAGGAGGUCAUCGACGCCGGGCUCGUGCCCCUGCUGGUGGACGUGCUGCUCCGGGGUGACUAUAAAACCCAGAAGGAGGCGGUGUGGGCCAUCACGAACUUCACCAGCGGGGGGUCCGUGCAGCAGGUGGUCUACCUGGUGCAAGCCAACAUCCUGGAGCCGCUGCUGAACCUCCUCUCCUCCAAGGACAGCAAGAUCGUCCUCGUCAUCCUGGAUGCCAUCACCAACAUCUUCAUGGCUGGGGAUAAAAUCGGCGAGUCCGAUAAGCUGAGUCUGAUGGUCGAAGAGUGCGGAGGACUCGACAAGAUCGAAGCUCUGCAGAAUCACGAGAACGAGAUGGUCUACAAAGCUUCCCUCAACCUGAUCGAGAAAUACUUCUCUGACGAGGACGAGGUGGUUCAGUCUGUGGUUCCCGAAGUGACCGAUGACGGCUAUGCGUUCCAGAUCAGUGAAAACCAAAGCACAAGUUUCAACUUCUAGAGACUUUCUGAUUUCCACUUCUUCUCUACACUUUACUGUACCCUCCUCUCCUGUUUGUCUCCAUCUGUGGAGGUUCCUGUAUGUGUUGUACAUACUGUUUUAAUGUGACAAAACAUGACUGUAAAUAAAGUUGUUUGUACCACUA
Messenger RNA from Notothenia coriiceps (black rockcod), 1192 nucleotides. RefSeq names its product karyopherin alpha 2 (RAG cohort 1, importin alpha 1) (gene kpna2). The record is from RefSeq and is a predicted model, not a curated record. Gene Ontology annotation, molecular function: protein binding. NCBI's taxonomy places the organism in Eukaryota, Metazoa, Chordata, Actinopteri, Perciformes, Nototheniidae. The transcript has 6 exons. The coding region runs from base 1 to 1047 and encodes 348 amino acids.